AUGGGGUGCAAGGCCAGUUUUAAUGCGAAGUUAGUUAAUACAAAAUGGUGUGUAACUAGUGCACGUGUUGAGCAUAAUCAUCAUUUAAGCCCACGUCAAGUGAGACUUUUUAGAUGCAAUAAGAAUUUGGAUCUUGUUGCGAAGAGUAAGCUUGAGAUAAAUGAUAAAGCCAGAAUAAGAAUAAAUAAGAAUUAUAACUCACUAGCUAUUGAAGCGAGGGGGUAUGAGAAUCUUGUAUAUGGAGAAAAAGAUUGUCAUAAUUUUAUUGCCAAGUCAAGACAUCUACGCCUAGGCAUAGGAGGUGCUGAAGCACUUCAUGGCUAUUUCAGCAAAAUGCAAGAAUUAAACGAUGGUUUCUACUUUGAGAUGGAUUUGGAUGAUGAGUAUAGGUUGAGAAAUGUGUUUUGGGCUGAUGCACAAAUUAGGGCAUCGUAUGAAGAUUUUGGGGAUGUCAUUACAUUUGACACAACUUAUUUGACUAAUAUGUACGAAAUGUCAUUUGCUCUUUUUGUGAAAGUAAAUCAUCAUGGGCAAUCAAUACUCUUUAGGGUAACAUGA
Molecule: messenger RNA, 558 nt
Organism: Corylus avellana
Lineage: Eukaryota; Viridiplantae; Streptophyta; Magnoliopsida; Fagales; Betulaceae
Source: RefSeq, a predicted model, not a curated record